Messenger RNA from Anolis carolinensis (green anole), 3251 nucleotides. It is a transcript of the gene meak7, whose product is annotated as MTOR associated protein, eak-7 homolog. Gene Ontology annotation, biological process: TOR signaling. The coding region runs from base 198 to 1598 and encodes 466 amino acids. The transcript is spliced from 8 exons. The record is from RefSeq and is a predicted model, not a curated record. Lineage: Eukaryota; Metazoa; Chordata; Lepidosauria; Squamata; Anolidae.
CGCUCUGCCUGAAGGAAGAAGAGGCGGCGAGGCGGAGGAGGGGGAGGAGGUAGCGGCGCUGGCGCUGCUGGUGUUGCGGCGAAAAAUGGGCCGCUCCUGAGGGAAAACAUCCUCCGAAAAGACUUCCAGGCCGAAGGGAGAGCCGCUGCCGUCGAAAUAAGAGCUCCCUCAGAGGAUUCCACCGUCUACUGGAAAAAAUGGGCAACGUGGAGAGCAACGGCUCCUACCAGCAGCACCUCUCGAGAUUUCCUCCCAAUGAACAAGCCGACAUCGAGGUGGUCUUUGGCUCCUUGUCCAAGAUGGAGGUGGCCGCUGCUGCAAAGGGAGUGACUUUGGAAACGAUUAAGGGCCAUGUCAAGGGUGCUCUGCCUGAAUCGAUGGUCGUCCGGCUGUUUGAUGGGAUGACGAGUGUCCAACUGAGCGAGAAGUCACCUGGAUCCAGCGGCCGCGUGACAAAGGAGCAAUUUGUCGUCUUUAUGUCCGCUAUCUUGAAAGGCAACGCUGAGGAAAAGAAGGGCAUCGUCAUGAGGAUGAUCUGCAAGGCUGGCGGGACGGUGAAGGGAAGCCAAAUCCUUGAGUUUGCAGAGGACCUGGUCAAUUCUGUCAUCCACCUCCUCAUCUACAGAAAGGAGCUGAAGGGAUGGAAUCUAAAAAAUAUGCAAAAUUCUACCGCUGGAGUCAAAGCUUUGGCUUCUCAGCUGACAUCCGAACUGAAAACAGCAGAUGGGAGGCGGCUGGAGGGGUUUGCGGCGCUGGACGCGUGCUACGACGAGGGUGGCCUGGAGGACUGGCUCUUCCGGGUCCCGCAGGUCUCGUCCUUCCUGGGGGUCAUCGUCCAGCAAGGGCUGCUUCCUCCGGACCAGGGCCCCUCCUCCCCCUCCUCGUCCCACCUGCUGCCGGCCUGCAAGGGUCUGCGCCCGGGGUCCUCGCGCUUCGUGAGCCUGCUGGACGUGCCCUCGGUGGCCUUCCUGAACUCGUGCCUGCCGUCGGGGCUGCGGCGGGAGUGGCGGCUGCUCUUCUCCUCGCAGCUCCACGGGGAGAGCUUCUCCCAGCUCUGCGGCCACAUCGUCCACAAGGGGCCCUGCCUGCUGGUCCUGCGCGACGCCCACGGAUACGUCUUCGGGGGCUUCGCCUCCUGCUCCUGGGAGGUCAAGCCACAGUUCCAAGGCAACAACGAGUGCUUCCUCUUCUCUGUGUCCCCUACGCUCGGCGUGUUCACUUACACGGGCUACAAUGACCAUUACAUGUACUUGAAUCACGGGCAGCAGACGAUGCCAAACGGACUGGGCAUGGGCGGUCAGCACGAAUACUUUGGCCUCUGGGUGGACAGCAACUACGGGAAGGGGCACAGCAAAGCCAAGCCCCGCUGCACCACCUACAACAGCCCACAGCUCUCGGCCAAGGAGAACUUCACCUUCAACGCCAUGGAGGUGUGGGCCGUGGGAGAGCCCCCGGGAGACCCCGACGGCAAAGAUCCCAAGAGCAUCCUGGACGCCGACCCCGAGGCGCAGGCCCUGCUGGAGAUGAUCGGAAAGAGCCGCCAGAGCGAGGGAUUGCGGGUCCCAGACGAAGAUGGGGACAACAACAACUCAGAAUAAAGCCUGGAAGCUUUUGCCUGAGCGCAAAGUGAGGGAGUCUCUGAGCUUUAGAUUUCCCACCCACUUGGGUGGUCAUUGAGAUGGUGGCUUUGUUGGGAGGCAUAUUCCACAGACAGUUGGAUAGAUAAACAGUGAUGGGAUGGGAUGAGACCCUGAUUUGGGUAUAGUUUGGAGUUAUGGCUCAGUCCCUCCCAUCAGCCAAUAUUGCCAACAUUGAGCGAUCAUGGGAAUUGAAGGCCACAACUAUAUAAAGCAGGCAUGGGCAAAUUUGGCCCCUCCCUCCGGGUGAUAUGGACUUCAACUCCCACCAUUCCUAACAGCCUCGGGCCCCUUCCUUUUCAAGGGUUAUGGGCCCAGUAUAGCCCAGAUAUCCCAUCAAUUGGUUCAAGGGGGAGGGGGGGGGGGUAUAGAAAUACCUGUAAAUACAAAGCUAGACUAGUAGCCCAGGGAUUUCAACAAAAACAAUUUGAAACAUAUGAUGAAACAUUUACCCCAGCUGCAAAAUGAGAAUUUUUGAGAUUAAUUAUGGCUCUAGCAGGACAGAAAGGAUACAAAAUUAGACAUUUUGAUUUUGAAACAGCUUAUUUAAAUGCUGACUUAAGUAAGGACAUUUAUAUGAAGCAAGCUCAGGGUUAGGAGCAUCAACCAUAUUGGAAAGUUUAUCAGUUAAAAAAGGCUCUGUAUGGUUUAAAGCAGUCUGCGUGAAAAUGGAACAAAUGUAUAAACAAAGUUGCUAAACCAAAAGCAAAAAAAUUGGCAGGGAUUAAAAAGAUUGGUUAGGUUUUUAAAGGGGGCUAUAAAUCCCUUUUAAAAGGAAAAGGCCUGAGACUGUUAGGAAUUGUGGGAGUUGGAAGUCCAAAAUGCCUGGAGUUUGCCCAGGACUGGUAUAUUAUUAUCAUUAUUUUUUCUGUCUUCCAUGAAAACCAAACCAAAGCCAGUUCUUCCAGACUAAUUUGGAAGAACAGAGGAACAGUUCCCAGCUUUAAGGGAAAUGUCAGGAACCAGAGCAUUCUGAUUGAGUUAGAUUUCAUUUUAAGGGUAUGGGAUCAUGUAAUGGUGCAGUUGGUUUCCAAUUAAAGUGUGGCAUCUGGAAUUUGGGAAAUGGAGACUACAACUCCCAGAAUCAUGGCAGUAGGAAUCUUGGCUCCAGCACAUAAGACUCGGCUAGUUCCCAUGUAUCUGAUGCCAGUGAAUAAGGUCAUUUAAUAUGGUCAGUCCGGAUCAAUGUUUACAAAUCAUGGCUUCAAUCUCACGUUUCAGUCAAGCCUAGUGAAAGCAUCGGAAAGCUCAAGGAUUAAGUGUCUUUGUUACAAUAAACUUGCCUGGUAUUUGAAAGCCUACUCCAGGAUUUACAGCCCAUGCGGUUGGGAAAAAAUCCAGAAUUUAUGCAGUUGCCCACAAUUGAGAGUACAUACUUCUUUGCGAUGUGAAUCAUGCAGCAAAUGUGAUUAUAUCUCACGGUUGGAACAACUCAGGUUGAGAACUCACGCUUUGAAUAUAGAUGUUCAACAUAAAUGUCCAACCGUUUCCGCACGGAAACUUCCACACCAAAUGGCAAUUCCAGCUAAGAACUCUCUCGCCACCUGUUAGCCCUUAAGACAUGUUUUAUUAGCAAAAGGUGUUAUUGCAACUUAAAUAAAUAAACAAAAUGAU